Halteromyces radiatus is the source of this 968-nucleotide messenger RNA. RefSeq names its product ubiquitin-conjugating enzyme/RWD-like protein. Lineage: Eukaryota; Fungi; Mucoromycota; Mucoromycetes; Mucorales; Cunninghamellaceae. Gene Ontology annotation, cellular component: nucleus. Gene Ontology annotation, molecular function: ubiquitin conjugating enzyme activity. Bases 86 to 634 code for a protein of 182 amino acids. Gene Ontology annotation, biological process: protein polyubiquitination; ubiquitin-dependent protein catabolic process. The transcript is spliced from 6 exons. The record is from RefSeq and is a predicted model, not a curated record.
UUUUAACUUAUUUUUCUCAAUAAACCCUUUAUAUCUUGUUUUUACCAAUACAGUUGUACAGCUAUUACUACUAUUAAAUAUAACAAUGUCAACACCACGUAGGAGGAUAGAAACUGAUGUUAUGAAACUCUUGAUGAGUGACUAUGAAGUAACUUUAGUGAAUGAUAACAUGCAAGAAUUUUAUGUAAGAUUUCAUGGACCCUCGGAUACUUCUUUUACAGGUGGCGUAUGGAAGGUACAUGUAGAACUUCCUGACCAAUAUCCUUAUAAAUCCCCAAGUAUUGGAUUUAUGAAUAGGAUUUUCCAUCCAAACAUUGAUGAAGUGAGUGGUUCUGUUUGCUUGGAUGUGAUUAAUCAAACCUGGAGUCCUAUGUUUGACAUGAUCAAUAUUUUCGAAGUCUUUUUACCACAACUUUUACGUUAUCCUAAUCCAACCGAUCCUCUAAAUGGUGAAGCAGCAGCAUUAUUGAUGAGGGAACCAGCAAAAUAUGAAGCCAAAGUGAAAGAUUAUGUCUCUCGAUAUGCAACAAAGGAAGCGGCAGAUGCAGCAGCUGAUGAAACCUCUGAUGAAGAAGAUAUGAGCUCAGUUAGUUAUGCAACCAGUGAAGAUGAAGCGACCGGAAUGGAAUUGUAGAACAUCCCCUCUAUUUGGUCCCUCCUAUCUUUUACUACAUACCUUUUUCUUUCUUUUUUUCUUCUUCUCCUUAUCACACAUUUCACUUAUAUUUAGUUAGUUUUAUUUCAGUCAUCUUAUUCUUCAACACAAUAUACGAACCCCCCCAAAUCAAUAUGAUCAACCCACUUUAGUAAUCAUCUUUUAUUUUAUUUUUUUUCAUCAUAUUGUGUUUCAUGUCUCUAUAUAUCUUUUUGGUUCCCCUCUCCAAUCGUCUAUAGUCUUUAAGAAGAUAGCAGCAUCUGUUGAUAUUCUUUGUUUAAAUAAAUUACAAAAUCAAUUUGGCAAUAUUUUC